Contarinia nasturtii (swede midge) is the source of this 3863-nucleotide messenger RNA. RefSeq lists its product as uncharacterized. The transcript has 11 exons. NCBI's taxonomy places the organism in Eukaryota, Metazoa, Arthropoda, Insecta, Diptera, Cecidomyiidae. The record is from RefSeq and is a predicted model, not a curated record. Gene Ontology annotation, cellular component: nucleus. Gene Ontology annotation, biological process: regulation of telomere maintenance. The coding region runs from base 394 to 3795 and encodes 1133 amino acids.
CAGCUAUAAAUAAAACUGUUGACAAAGUGUACACAAUAUUCGUGUCUUAGGCAACGAUAUUUUAAUGUCAAAAGAGUCAUUUGACGUUUAUACCAUAGUUAAAUACCUGUCGCUGUAUUUUAACACACAUACGCAGUGAUUUUGUUAAAAAAAACUUACCUAGCUUGGUUUUAGCCAAAUGUAAAUUAAAUCUAAACCAAAUAGAAUGUGUUACACAUGGCAUAUAACCGAUAAUCAAUUCAAAUAAAUACUGUGAAAUCAUAUGAUCUGAAAACAACAGAAAGUGAACAGACAAAAAAGGAAUUUCAACUUUUGUUUGUCAAACAAAACGAAAAAUCGUGCAAAGACGAUCCUAUUUAAUAUUUUUAAGAAAGCAAAAUAUUCAAAUUGGAAAUGUCUUGGCCAUCAAUAUGGCAAACAACACCGAACCAAAAUCAAGGUGGCGGAACACAAACACCGGCCACCAUGAAUAUGUAUCAAUUAACGGCUGAACAACAAUACGCUUUACAACAACAAAAUUGGCAACAAUGGCAAAUGUAUCAGAAUCAAUUGGCACAGUGGCAGGCACAAUAUGGAGAACAGUUUCAACAAAUGCAAAAUGACAUGAUGGCAACACAAAAUAUCGUUUCCAAUGCUUAUAUGCAUCCAAUGCAAAGUGUCGUGCCACCACCUCCGCCGAUUGAGCAACCACCACCUCCACCGCCACCGCAACAAGUGCUAGAUAAUACUCAAAACAAUAGAACACAAAUCCCAUCAAUUGUGCAACAAACCCCUAAUUUCAAUGAAGCGGCCAAGGAACAACAACAGCAACAACAGCAACAACAACAACAACAACAACAACAACAACCGAUAAGUCAGCCCAAUAAAAUGAAUACCGCAAUGAGUGCUAAUACUAAUCAAAAUCAACAGUCGACUUCAGCACAAAUCCACGAUAAAAAUACCAAUUUUGAAAAUGCAAAUUACUCGCAACAAAAUCAAGAUGCUUUUCGGAAACAAAAUCAAUUCCGAAACAAUCGUUGGAACAACAGCAAUCAGAACAAUCAGAACAACCAGAACAAUCGAAAUAAUCGUAUGUUUGGUGGAAAUAAUAAUAAUUUUAACAAUCGAAAUACGUUCGACAGAAAUGAUCAGGUCAAGGAUGAGGUAAAUGCACCGCAGCAAGAUGAGCAUGGGAAUGAAGAAAAGUCUCAGGAAGAAAUUGCUUUCGACAUACAGUUUCGAAGAUGGGAGGAUUCGUUUAUGGAAUGGAAACAAAACAAUGCAAACCAUCCCGAUCGAAAUCAAUACAAUGAUUUCGUCAUCAAAAUGGAAGGUUGUCGAAAACAAUUGUUGCAAAGACGUGAAACUUUACGUCAAAAACGUUUGGAUUCGAUUCGUGACGCACAAAUACAACAAAGCAAUCAAAAUAAUCAAACAGAAAAUCGAAAAGAAACGUUCGAAAGUAGCACACAAGUUCAAGAAAAUGCUGUUCAAUCGAUUGAAGAUCAAAUAACCUCUGGAUCUGGUUUAUUUGCUAGUAGCAAUGAUGGUAUUCCUGGGCUUGACCUGGUCAAUGAAGAAAAACCUGCCAAACCAGACAUAAAUAUAGUUGCUCAUGUCAAUAACAUUUUGGGCAAUCCCGAAAUACAAUCCCUCUUAUCCAAUAUUCAGAGACAACAAAGUGAAACGGACGCUACCAAAUCACAGCGGACAAAUGCUGAUAAUACAAAUGAAAACACCUCGCAAAUGGACACAAAUCAAAGUGCUAACCAAAUUGAUGAUGCUAAUGAUCAGAAAAAUUAUCAAAUGAACAACGAAACAUCUCAAAAAAAUCCAUUCCGAAACGACCGAGAUGAUAUGUCUCACCAGAUGCAAUGCCAGCCACAAUACCAAGAUAAUCAAGCAAAGCGUGCACGUCGUUGGAAUGAUAAUACGUCAAACGAUACCUCACCACAGUUCGAACACUACAAUCGCGAUAGAAGCAAUUUUGGGCAGCAGCAGCAAUCGACGAAUCAAGAUUUAAACGCUGGAUCAUUCAAAAGCAACAACAACAUUAAUAAUAAUCGUAAACGGGCUCAUGAGUCAAACUCAUAUAAUAACGCGUUCAAUCCAACGCAAAAUGAUUGCGAGGAAUUUCGUCCAGUCAAAGUAAUCGAUUAUCAAAACCGCACACAAACCCAACCAUCGUUUGAAGAUCGGCCACCGUUUGCUGGUAAUUUUUCUGCAAACAGACUUCCACCAGUGGAUGAUUAUUUUCCACGAAAAAUCAUUGAAUACGAUCAUAAAUCGAAAAUGCAUACUUGGAAUUGGUAUUGUCCAGUAUUUCAAAUGGAAUACAAUCAUACGAAGACUGGAUUUUCUCUGCACGAACAUCCGCCACUGAAAGCUGAGGUGAAAAUUAAGGCUGAAAAUUGGCCUCGACAAGGGUCAGAGUUCAAACAAUUACGGCAACCAAAUUGGGCCCACCAAAGUGGAUCGAUGGAACGUCAAGAACGUCAAGAACGAUUUCCACCGGCUCCCGAACGUUUUCCAAUAGGACAACAGCAGCAACAACAACCGUAUCAGUCUCGAUAUGAAAAUCGGCCAAAUUUUCCUUCCAACUCACAACCAGCUAAUGAAACGUAUCAAAGACGUAAUCCACAAGAUAACAAUUGGGCUCGAAAUUCUCGCGAAAGGAAAACUCCACAUGACAGGCGGCCCGAAGCAAGAAAUGUACCCGAAAGGAAUGACUACAAUACACUGCCGAAAAUGUCAUCAUCAUCGUCGUCAUAUCAUCGAGUCGAACGGAAUCCGACAAAAUUCAAUUUGAAAGACUUAUUAUUUCCUCCGGGACGUAGAACCAGACCGAAGCGGAUUGUAAUAUUAAUGCGUGGCAUUCCGGGCUCGGGAAAAUCGUACAUUUCAAAGAUGAUUAAGGAUAAAGAACAGGAAAUGGGCGGCUCUGCACGCAUUCUGAGCAUUGACGACUAUUUCAUGGUCGAAUCUGAUUCAGAGACGUCAUCAAAGCAACAUUCAUACGAGUACGAUGCGGAAAUGGAAGAAACUUAUACGCAAUACUUACUGAAGGCAUUUAAAAAAACGUGUAUUGACAACCUCUUCGAAUGCAUUAUUGUUGACUGCAAAAAUACAAAAUUACAACAUCUGGGCGAUUUUUACUUUACAGCUCAAGCAUAUUUUUUCACCCCAUUCAUCUGUGAGCUACCGUUGGAUGUUGAAACAUCAUUGAAAAAUAACAUCCAUAAUCGAAGCGAAAGUGAUAUUCGUGAAGCGUUCAACGAGUGGGAGCCGACGCCAUCGUCUUACACAAUUUUGGAUUAUGAAUGCUUGUUUAACAGCGCGGAUAACACCGAAGCAAUAAGUGAUGCUGACGAUGAUAAGGAUGAUGGAGCCGAAUCUCUCGAUGCAAUAUCAGACGAUGACAAUGGCAGUGCCGAGAAAAAUGUGGAUGAUGAUUUUUCCGAUAUUGGCGCCGAUGACGAGCCAAUGAACGAGUUUGGAGUUUUCAAAAGUAAAUGGGAUAAUGAUACAACCGAAAACAAAUUAGCGCGUCUUGAUGGUACCAAUAAACCGAUAAAACAUGCAACCAUUGAAGAUUACUUGCAAAUGGACGGAUGGGAGCCUCCACCGAGCUCCACAAAUGGCAAAAAGCGGGUUCGAUGGGCCGAUAUUGAGGAGAAACGUGAGCAAGAUAAGCAACGGGCCAUUGGAUUUGUUGUUGGCCAAACGAAUUGGAAUAAUUUGAUUGAGAACCAAUCGCGAGAUCAUACGAAUGCAUUAACAAAAAUCAAAUAUAUUGAAAAACUUAGAAAAAAUUGAGCCAACCAUUAUAGUAUGUCUACAUCGUAUUGAGAGCAACUGCAUUUAUUUUUCACUGCAUUUUUGUA